AUGCGGCCCAUUUGCUGGACGUCUUCCAUCGUGGCGGUCGUCGCCGUGCUGGUCGUGUGCAGCAAACGGGCUGUUCCGAGCAGGGGCCUGCAGCCUCGCUCUCUCGCACCAUCCGGCCUCCCGGAGCGCACAAGCGACCCCGGCAAGGCCUUUGAGCUCGCACGGGAGCAAGGCGCCUCCAUACUCACCGGCGUUGACAUGAGCGCAGCGGGCGUCUCGGACGCUUCCUUUCAUGUGUUUGGUGAGGCGUUGCUCGCAGUUCAGGCGCCGGUGCACGUUGGCACCAACAACUUUGGGUUCAAAGGAGGCACACCGAUCACCAAUCUGGAGGCGCGACCUGCGCACGUUGACACCAUCGUGCAGUAUCGCGUUGAGCCGUACGAGGCGCCAGACUUCUUUAUGCUCUGUGCGCGCAGGCCGUCUCCGGGUGGUGAGUCAUUCCUCACGAGCCUGCGCGCCGCCGUCCGCCGCAUGCCUGCAGAGCACCGGAAGCACAUCGAUCGCCUCUCGAUCGUGCAACGCAUCCAACUGCCGCCGGAUUAUGACCGGCUCAGCGACAACAGCACCGAUCGCACGCAGGCACAGCAGUCGGAACACGCGGCGCCAGCACCGACCGAUCGCGUCGAGCGGUUCGUCGUUCCAAAUCCUAUCGCCGGCCAAAGGCCGGCGAUCCGAAUCUCCUCCUUCUCCGACGCCGACGCCCUGCUGGCGGCUCUCGAGACCGAGGAAGCGCCGCCCGUGCGCCCGCUGCCGACAUCGCUGAGGCCGGACUUCGACAUGCAGACCGUGAUGCAUUUUCUCCGCGCUGUGGCCGCCGAGACCGCCGAGGCGGCUCGCUUCCGGCUCGAGGAGGGCGAGUGUGUGGUGGUGGACAACUUCCUGACGGCGCACGGCCGCGAGGCCUACACUGACCUCGGCCGCGCCAUGUGGCAGGUGUGGGCGUGGACAAACGAGUCGCUCGCGGUGCCGCCGGCCGCCGGGCCCAACCGGGAGUGGCUCAAGCGCCCCCCCACGAGUGGUCACGCAGCGGCGAAGGACGAGGUAGAAUAG
This is a messenger RNA of Emiliania huxleyi CCMP1516, 1050 nucleotides long. RefSeq lists its product as hypothetical. The coding region runs from base 1 to 1050 and encodes 349 amino acids. Gene Ontology annotation, molecular function: oxidoreductase activity. The transcript has a single exon. The record is from RefSeq and is a predicted model, not a curated record. NCBI's taxonomy places the organism in Eukaryota, Haptophyta, Isochrysidales, Noelaerhabdaceae.